AUAAUUCUCAAUGGAAUGCACAGCCAGAACGCUCAAUAAUAUAUGUUACGCUAGAUAAAUAAUUCUUGAUAGACCGCUAAACGCUCAUUACAUAUUGGCAUUUUUCUUUUCUCUGAUGAACUUGAUCACUGUUGAUACGAUCAAAUUGCUCCAGUUAGAAGUGCAGUGGCUAAGUAUAUACUGGAUGCAUUCACUGCCAAGUGUCACAUUCAGCUGGUCAUCGCAAUGCUUCUUUAUUAAAAGAUUGCUCUCAUUACUAAAAUUACAUUGGCCAAGUAGAAUUACUGUUGGCCAUCCACUACUUUUUUUUAUAAGCUUGCUCUCAUUGCUAUUACGGUGGCCCAGACCAGAAUCGCCUUGGCCACAUAAAUUUGUCCUUUGCAUGACUGUAAGCUAUAAGUUUAUUUUCAUUGAGAUAUAUAUCUGUAUCACAUAUCAAGGUGGGGUAGCUUGAAGACAAUACAUCAUAUAUAAGAUCCUUCAGCCCGCGUAUAAGUGCUCGAGCCCUUCACAUUAACAAAGCGGGCUGAAUACUACUAAAAUGCCGGAAAUUUUUCAGUCCGAUUGGUCUCGAUUUUUCAGCCCGCGUAC
Molecule: messenger RNA, 591 nt
Organism: Zychaea mexicana
Lineage: Eukaryota; Fungi; Mucoromycota; Mucoromycetes; Mucorales; Lichtheimiaceae
Exons: 2
Coding region: 185-454 (89 amino acids)
Source: RefSeq, a predicted model, not a curated record